AUGGCGAAAGUAUUGAGUCAAGAGUUACCGGACAUCGAGAAUCUGUUGAGGUUAAAUCCUACCGUCAAACCUUACACCAACUUAGUGCCCUCAGCUCAAACUAAAAAGAACAAACAACAUUGGAAACGCAAUGCUGACAGGAAGUGCACGACGUGUCCAUCUCUGGAGAAAAACUUUGACGACAUCAAGCACACGACGCUAUCGGAGCGCGGGGCUCUUCGUGAGGCAGCGAGGUGUCUCAAGUGCGCCGACGCUCCUUGCCAGAAGUCCUGUCCCACACAGAUAGACGUCAAGAGCUUCAUCACCAGCAUCGCCAAUAGGAACUACUACGGUGCAGCUAAAGCCAUCCUUUCUGAUAACCCACUUGGAUUAACCUGUGGCAUGGUGUGCCCUACCAGCGACCUCUGUGUAGGCGGCUGCAAUCUGCACGCCAGCGAGGAAGGUGCUAUUAAUAUUGGUGGUUUGCAACAUUUUGCUGUUGAUAUCUUCAUGAAAAUGGGAAUCCGCCAAACGCUCGACCCCAAAACGAAGCCUCUGCCUACGGGCGGACAUCAUAAGAUUGCUUUAAUUGGAGGAGGCCCUGCCAGCAUCAGUUGCGCUUGUUUUUUGGCUAGGCUGGGCUACAAAGACAUCACUGUUUAUGAAAAAGAAAAAUUCCUUGGUGGAUUAAGUUCAUCCGAGAUUCCUCAAUAUCGUCUACCAUAUGAUGUGGUUCAGUUCGAAGUAAGCCUUGUCAAAGACUUGGGAGUGAAGUUUGUAACGGGGAGGAAGCUGGCUAAGGAUGAUAUUACUGUUGAUGGUCUUUUACAAGAUGGCCAUGCAGCAGUAUUUCUCGGUAUUGGAUUGCCUGAACCUACAAGCAUUCCAAUUUUCAAGGGUCUCACACAGGAAAUGGGCUUCUUCACCAGCAAGGACUUUUUGCCAUUAGUAUCUAAAGGAAGCAAAAAAGGCAUGUGCGCAUGCAAGUCUACGCUCCCGCAGCUGCACGGUAUCGUGGUGGUGCUGGGAGCCGGCGACACAGCUUUCGACUGCGCAACCUCUGCACUGCGUUGCGGCGCGCGUCGAGUCUUCGUCGCCUUCAGAAAGGGCUUCACCAACAUUAGGGCUGUGCCUGAAGAGGUUGAUUUGGCAAAGGAAGAGAAGUGCGAAUUCAUGCCUUUCAUGUCACCCCAGGAGGUGAUAGUUAAAAAUGGCAAGAUUUCAGGCUUGAAAAUGUGCCGCACUGAGCAACUCGAAAACGGGGAUUGGAUUGAAGACACGGACCAAAUGGUACAAUUGAAAACAAAUUUCAUAAUAUCGGCAUUUGGCUCCGGACUGUAUGACAGCGACGUUAAAGCGGCGAUGUCAAGUUUAAAACUAAACCGCUGGGGUCUUCCGGAAGUGGACAAUACAACGAUGCAAAGUCAGAGCAAUCCGAAAGUGUUUAUUGGAGGUGAUUUGGCGGGAGUCGCGGAGACCACAGUUGAAGCGGUCAACGACGGUAAAACCGCUGCGUGGUACAUGCAUUGCUAUUUACAGGGACUGCCCUUCAAUUCUCCAAUAGAAUUACCAAAAUUCCAUUGUCCGAUAGAUGAAGUGGACUUGUCAGUAGAGGUUUGCGGAAUUAAAUUCGAGAAUCCUUUCGGUCUAGCGAGCGCUCCGCCAACCACCAGCUCCGCUAUGAUACGACGCGCCUUCCAACAGGGAUGGGGUUUUGCAGUCACUAAAACGUUUGGACUUGAUAAGGAUCUAGUGACAAACGUUUCUCCGCGCAUCGUUCGCGGCGUUACUUCCGGAGAGAACUACGGACCGGGACAAGGCUCCUUCCUCAACAUCGAGCUGAUCUCCGAAAAGUGCGAGGCGUAUUGGUGUCAGAGCAUCGCGGAACUAAAAAGGGAUUUUCCGAAUAAGGUGGUGAUAGCGUCAAUAAUGUGCUCGUACAACGAGCACGACUGGUGCGAGCUGGCGCGCAGGGCGGAGGCGGCGGGCGCCGACGCGCUCGAGCUCAACCUGUCGUGUCCGCACGGCAUGGGUGAGUCCGGCAUGGGGCUAGCCUGCGGACAGGAUCCUGUUUUGGUAAAAGGAAUAUCGCAAUGGGUGCGAAAAGCGAUCAAGAUUCCUUUCUUUGUCAAACUCACACCUAACAUCACAGAUAUAGUCAAUAUUGCAAUGGCAGCUCAUGAAGGUGGCGCUAGCGGAGUGUCAGCAAUCAAUACCGUCUCAGGACUCAUGUCCGUUAGAGCUGAUGCUACACCUUGGCCAGCUGUUGGUAGCACAAAAUCCACUACCUAUGGUGGAGUAUCCGGAAAUGCAACACGUCCCAUGGGACUCCGUGCUGUUUCCGCUAUCGCUAACAAACUCCCGGGAUUCCCUAUCCUGGGAAUAGGGGGCAUUGAUUCUGCGGAUUCUGCGUUACAGUUCAUUCUGUGCGGGGCUCCUGUUGUCCAGAUCUGCAGUGCAGUUCAGAACCAAGACUUUACUGUAGUGGAAGAUUACAUCACCGGUCUGAAGGCUCUAUUAUAUUUGCGAUCCUUGGGUCUGGACGGCUGGACCGGCCAGUCCCCACCGACGUUCAAACAUCAGAAGGGUAAACCUGUGCAAACGCUCGCAGAUGAAAAUGGCAAAGUGUUAGGUCACUUCGGACCUUACAAGAAAAAGCGGGAAGAAAUUUUAAAUUCAAUCCGGCAAAAAUCAGAUUUACUGAACGGUGAGAAGACUGAUUCUAUGAAAUACAAUGAAGCAAAAGACGCAGUUAACGGACAUCCAGAAGUUCCUAAAAUAAAGGAUGUCUUAGGCGAAGCCUUAUCAAGAAUUGGACCUUAUAAGAAGCUGGAUAACACCAAGCAAGUCGUGGCACUUAUUGAUGAUGAUAUGUGCAUUAACUGCGGCAAGUGUUACAUGGCGUGUGCGGAUUCCGGAUAUCAAGCUAUUAAAUUUGAUCCUGAAACUCACAUACCGCACGUGACUGACGACUGCACCGGUUGCACCCUGUGCCUUUCUGUAUGCCCUAUCAUCGAUUGCAUUACUAUGGUGCCAAAGAAAAUUCCACAUAUAAUCAAAAGAGGCCUGAGAUAUCAAGUUCAUCCAGUGUCGCCUUUGGAUGCAGUAUGCCAAUGA
Messenger RNA from Parnassius apollo (apollo), 3096 nucleotides. The record is from the annotation of a GenBank genome assembly. Lineage: Eukaryota; Metazoa; Arthropoda; Insecta; Lepidoptera; Papilionidae.